CGACGCUACGACCCCAUAGGCCAUAAUGCGUAUAUGUGCGCUGCGCGUGUGUAUGUCGUACCUACCUAUUGUUUUAAGGGUCACCCAAGUCAUCUAGGCGCGCACGGCAAGACUUAAACCAUAAAUCACCAUAACGUAAACUAUCACAAUAUUUUACUUUGUUGCGUUUACGUUGUAUCGUUGUGUGGCUUCGAAAAUACGCGUCCUGCCAAAUUAUAUAUAGGUUACUACUCUGAUCAACGACCGCGGUGCAGCUUCUCCAUGACCACGAUGUCGUAGCUGCAACAAUAACGAGCUGCACAGGUUAGGUACAGGAAACUUCAAUGUGAAUUAUUUUAUUUAAGUACCUAUUUAUGAUUUAAUAAUUAGGUACGACAUACAUAGGCUCACCACAUGUACCCCGCGUGGAUGGUCAUCGCGUGGUACCUACCUACGCCGAAUAUGUUUACGCUUUUGCAAUAAUUGCAGUUGUCUUCGGCAGAAUUCGAAUAGUAACCGGUUUCCAAACAAUAUAAUAUAUAAUAUAGUCCGGGUACUAAUAAUAAUAUAGUGUGUCAUAUAAUAUCAUUAUUAUUGUCAUCGCAAGCAAAAGAUAACAUGCGGUUAGCAAUAAGUCUGUCAGUUGUGUUAAUAGCGUGCAUGGUGCAAUCGACGUAUAAUUUGGAUUGUGAACAAAAUCAAAAUGGACAGUCCAUGAGUUUUUUUAAGACGAAUGGCGAUCUUCUGUUAACUGGUUUUUUUGAUGUUUACGAUGAGAAAUGCUCGGGUCCUACUUCUACAGGUAUCCAUUCAAUGGAAAUGGUAGCCACCGUUGUGCAAUUAUUAAAUUCAAUUCAUUACAUUCCGGGCAUUACAUUGGGAUUAACUUUGUACGAAGUGUGUUCAUACCGAAGUUCAGACCUCCAAAAAGCGUUGAUAUCGUUUGUUGUCGACAAAGAUUGCAAUAACUCGACAAUACCAAUUGCCAUUUACACUACCGAAGAUAUACGAGCCAAAAUCAGUCCGUCGAUUGGUUUGGAUAUACCUAUCAUAACGGCAGGACCUAUCGUUGACGUAGACGUCCAUGCCGAAGCAGCCGUUAAGUUUCUAGUUGUAAAUAAUAUCAAUGUAGCGGACGUAUUAGUUGCGCAGGAUCUGGAUGUCGCUCAACGAUUUGAAAGUAUAGCCAAAGACAACGAAUUGUGUUUGAACAGUACAGUCUUAGCUCAUAAUUUCGGGAAUUUGAACGACUCCUCAGUAGUUAUUGUUAUGGCGAACAAGAAUAUUAUUAAAUCAAUUAUCGAAUCGUCUUCCACCGUUCGAAUAGCCCAUUUCAUCAUAAUACCACUGGAUGGGCCGUUACCGCCAAAACCAGAUUUUGAGUACGGGUCGUACGUGUUUCAAGCGUAUGGCAGUUGCCCGUUCGUCAACGGCAACAACGACAGCAGUAACAGCAACAACAUUAGCAACAGCAGCCACAGCGGCGUUACUACCGCGGCCCCAGCAGAACAGCUGCAGGUGGUGUCCGCGCAGUUCGUGCAGACGGCCGUGGACGUGCUGCGCGCGGUGGACACGUACCUCGGGAACGUGGUCGACGACGGCGACGACGAGUGCGGCCGGAACUCGUCCACGGCACAGUGCGGCGAGGCGGCGGCAAACCGAUCGGCCGCGAGUUAUUACGACGUAGAGACGGUGGGCCGGGUGCUGGACAGGCUGCUGUUGCUGGACGGCAGCGGUGGCGAGUACAACGUGACGUUGGUGCACGUGACCGAGUACGGCGGCAGCGGCCAAACGGUCGGUGGUUACGCGCAGGACUCGAACGGCACGCGCCGGCUGUGGCUGCAGCGGGACGGCGGCGGCGGUCAGCUGACGUAUCUGGGCAAGUGCAGCGAGACGGACGGGCCGUGUCCAACGUGCCGGGUGCGGCCGACCGCGGCACCGCCCGCGUCCCCGUCGUACGGACCGCUGCUGGUGACGUGGAAGGAGGACGUGUGGAUAGCGUCCGCGCUGACCGUGUCGGCGGUGGGCGCCACGUGCGCCGCGUGCAUAGCGUCGUUCAUACUGGUGCGGGUCUGCAAGAAGGACGUGAUGGAGGGCAACCCGACGUUCACGCUCGUGCUGGUCGCCGGCACGCUGCUCAUGUACGCCAGCGCCGUGCCGUUCGCGGUGCGCGACACCGCCGCCGGUUGGCCGCGGCACGCCGUGUGCUACGCCAAGCUGUUCGGCUCGUCGGGCAGCUGCGCUUUCGUGUUUUCCGCCAUGCUGGCUCGGGGCAUGAUGAUCGCCGCGUGCGACUGCGACUCGAGCUUCAUGAGCCACGUGAACGGUUACCUGCAGACGUCACUGUUCGCGUUCACCGUGGGCGUGCAGCUGGCGCUCAUGGUUCAGUUCGCGGCCAUACACGCCGCCGUCGCGCCGUCGUCCGACCUGUGUCGGGUGUUCGUCGACGGUCCACUGUUCCUGGGCACGAUGUCCUACGACGCGCUGCUGCUGGUGCUCCUGUGCAUCACGUCGCCGUUCGUGUUCCGGUCGAAGCGCAACUACCGGGAGGGCGCGUGCUUCGCCAUCGCCACUUACCUGGUGUCCGCCGUCUGGCUGUGCUGGGCGACGUCGUACGCGGUGCUUCCCAGACGGUGGUCCGACAUGUGCGUGAUGGUCGGCCUGACGGCAACCGCGACCGUGGUCGUGGUCACCGUGUUCAUACCACGCACGUACAUGAUGAUGUUCGGCAUUGUCCGCGAACAGAUCACCAGCUCGCUGCCGUCGCUCGGUUACGGUCACGGUGGCGGCGGCGCUAGCGUCACCGACGUCAACUACCGGAGCACGCAGGCCCUGUACGAUUCGGUUCACGUGGCCGCCCCCAAGUGCCAGUCGUCCAGUUUCAAAGGCCAGUCCAACCCGAACUACUACUCGCCGGCCGGGUCGCAUAUACACUCGAUCCCGAGAAGCCGGCCACUGACUCCGGUCGACGAGUACGACACACCUCCGUCCAUCGACCACAGGAUGACCAGAUUCUAAUACACCAAGUCAUUAUCGAUCCCGAUAAAUAGGUCUUAAAUAACGUGUGACGACACCGUGACUUGACCACGACCCAGUACCGUCAAACGGUGUAAUAGUAUUAUUAUAAAUGGCUCAAAUAACAGUUUAAUAGUCCGUUACAAUCAAAUAUUUAACCGAACUUUGGUAUAAGGUUCAGAGAUCUUUUUAGUUCUUGAUUAAGCUCAUUCUCUCUAGAUGAAUAAAUAAAUCUGUACAAAUAAAAUAGAUGUCGAUGGGUGUUAUUCUUUCCAUUCGAGCUUUGUCCUUGUAUCUUAUAGUUUAUGUAAUAUAAUAUUAUUUAUUGUAUUACUUGUAUACCUAUAGGCUAUAGACUGUAAAUAUUUGCUUAAUUAUAACAAUAAAAAAUGUAAUUAUUUAAUGUUUA
Rhopalosiphum maidis (corn leaf aphid) is the source of this 3403-nucleotide messenger RNA. RefSeq lists its product as uncharacterized. Gene Ontology annotation, cellular component: membrane. The record is from RefSeq and is a predicted model, not a curated record. Gene Ontology annotation, molecular function: adenylate cyclase inhibiting G protein-coupled glutamate receptor activity; sevenless binding. The transcript is spliced from 7 exons. Gene Ontology annotation, biological process: visual perception; G protein-coupled receptor signaling pathway. NCBI's taxonomy places the organism in Eukaryota, Metazoa, Arthropoda, Insecta, Hemiptera, Aphididae. Bases 598 to 2997 code for a protein of 799 amino acids.